Colletotrichum chrysophilum is the source of this 1575-nucleotide messenger RNA. RefSeq lists its product as uncharacterized. Gene Ontology annotation, molecular function: oxidoreductase activity, acting on paired donors, with incorporation or reduction of molecular oxygen; iron ion binding; heme binding. The transcript is spliced from 3 exons. The record is from RefSeq and is a predicted model, not a curated record. Bases 1 to 1575 code for a protein of 524 amino acids. NCBI's taxonomy places the organism in Eukaryota, Fungi, Ascomycota, Sordariomycetes, Glomerellales, Glomerellaceae.
AUGGACGUCUGGACAUCGUUAUGUCUGGGCAUCAUCCUCCUCAGCGUCUUCGCCGUCGUACCCCACAUGCGCAAGCCAUCUCGCAAGCUCCCUUGGAUCAACCCCCCAGAGUCACUGGACUUGUUCAACAGCGAAAGAAAGAAGGGAUUUCUGUUGAAUGCCAGAGGUUUGAUGGAGACUGGCAGGAAGAAGUUUCCUGGCCAGCCCUACAGGUUCAUGACGGACGUCGGCGAGACCGUCGUUAUGCCGCCGGAGUUUAUCCACGAUAUUCGCAACGAUCCCGGGCUCAGCUUCAUGGAUGCGUUCGCGGACAACUUCCACCCCCAACUAUCCGGAUUUGAUGGUUUUGCAGUCGGUACCAGGCCCGAUCAGCUGUUCCAGGUGGUCAUCAAGAAGUCCAUCACCAAGUUGUUGAACCAGAUCACGGAGCCGCUGUCAUCCGAAGCCAAGUUCGCCGUCGACCUCCGCUUCGGAACCUCCACGGAAUGGCGCGAGUUCAACAUCAAAGCCGAUGUCCUCGACAUCAUCUCCCGCCUCUCCUCCCGCGUUUUCCUCGGCGACGAGGUAUGCCGCAACGAGGCUUGGCUGGAAGUGACCAAGUCCUACACCGUCAACGCCUUCAUCGGCGCCGAGACGAUGCGCAUCUACCCCAGCUGGCUGCGCCCGCUCGCCCAAUGGUUUGUCCCGCAGUGCAAGGUCCUCCGCCAGCAGGUUGCCGACUCGCGGCGCAUCAUUGAGCCUGUUCUCCAGAAGCGUAGGGACCUGCGGGCACAGGCGCAGGCCAAGGGCGAGCCGAUUCCGAGGUUCAAUGACGGUCUGGACUGGUUCGAGGAGGAGAGCCGCGGCGCCAAGUAUGAUGCUGCCGGGGCGCAGUUGGGGCUAUCUGCUGUUGCGAUUCACACGACUACGGAUCUGCUCGUGGAGACGAUGUUGCGGAUUGCGGAGCACCCUGAACUGUUUGAUGCGAUAAGGAAGGAGAUUGUGGACGUUCUCAGCGCUGAGGGCUGGAAGAAGACCGCGCUGUUUAACAUGAAGCUGACGGACAGCGUCUUGAAAGAGGCGCAGAGACUCAAACCGGUCACUUCAGGUUGGUCAUCAGCCUUUUCUAUUCAAGGUAACUUCGAACUGACAUCUUCGGCAGCCAUCAUGUCUCGAGUCGCAACCCGUCCAGUGACCCUCCCCAAUGGUCUCCAACUCCAAACGGGCGAGCGAUGCGUCGCUGACCUUGGUAGGAUGGUCGAUCCCACAGUCUAUGAGAACCCCGACCAGUUCGAUGGAUACCGCUUCGUUCGCAUGCGAGGAACCCCGGGCCUGGAUGCCCAAGCCCACCUCGUGAGCACCUCGCCCGAGCACAUCGGCUUCGGACAUGGAAAGCACGCAUGCCCCGGCCGCUUCUUUGCAGGCAAUGAGUUGAAGAUUGCGUUGGCGCACAUUAUCAUGAAGUAUGACUGGCAGCUUACCCCUGGGUACAAGCACCGCUGGGAGGAAUACGGAUUCGGAUGGUCAUCAGAUGGUAUGGCCAAGUUGCUGAUGAGGAGGAGAGAGAGUCCCGAGAUGGAUAUUGACAACUUCUGA